UUUUUUUGCAUGCCCUAACAUGCCAGGAAGUUGGGGUCUGAGCGCAGGGUCAGCCAUGAUACAGCACCCCUGGAGCAGAUAGUGUGAAGGGCCCAACAGUGGCAGCUUGGCAGUGCUGGGCCUCAAACCCCUGACCUUCCAAUCAAUAGCCCAGAGCCUUACCCAUUAAACCACCACUGCCCCCAUAAUUUUUUAUUACUAAAAUAAAAAGGACAUUUUGCAUUAAAUGUUCACGUCAAACAACUAAUAUAACAAGAUGGGACUGUCAGGGAGUACAGGGAAGUAUUAUUCCUCCAAUCUCAAAUACGUCCAACAGUGCAGGCUGUGUUUUAAAUGUCCCUCUACACUACAUGCAGUGGGCUACAUAGGGUGCAGAACACUUCAUACCCUCCCUCAGGUAGUGCGCCUACGUAGGGAGCAGGGAACUCUUUAGCAUUCAGCCACACCAGCAAAUAGAAACCCGACAGGUGAUCCGUACAAGCGGAUGUAGCCGAGGAAAAAAAAAAGGUAACGGCGAGGAAACAUUCCUAAUGUUAAUGUUAUUCAGUAUCACUAGCUCUUCGGAACAAAUACAGCCAGGGAUCGUGUCCAAGUCUGCGGUCUGAUCGAGGAAGCUGUUCCUGUUCAAGCCAUGCUGUUAUUGUCCAGAUAAACUGGCUGCUGUGGAUUUGAACAUCAACAACAAUGGAGAUGGUUGUAGGUAAAAUCCUGUGCCUUUUGGGCAUGUUUGGCCUCAUGCUCGGUGCCAUUCUCAUCCCUGUGCGAGUGAUGCAGUCGGACCUGGACAAGGCCAUACGCUACAGAAGGGCAGUUGCUUUCAGUAACUCAUUUGGAGGAGGUGUGUUUCUGGCCACCUGCUUCAAUGCGCUUCUGCCUGCUGUUAGAGACAAGGUGGAGCAGACCCUAAAACUGCUGAAGAUCACGAACGACUACCCACUGGCCGAGACCAUGAUGAUGGUUGGCUUUUUCCUCACCGUGUUUGUCGAGCAGGCGGUGCUGACCUUCAGGAAGGAAAAACCGCCCUUCAUCGACCUUGAGACGUUUAAUGCCGGCACUUCUGAGGCAGGCAGCGACUCUGAGUAUGACACACCGUUUAUCGCUCCAGCACGGAGCUCGCAUCAUCACUCACAUCAUCACUCUCAUCACCACGGUCAUUUCAACCCUGCAGAACUAACACGAGCAGGACCACUGCGGCUUGCGAGCCUGGUCCUGGCCCUCUCCGCUCAUUCAGUAUUCGAAGGCCUUGCCCUCGGGCUUCAGGAAGAUGGUGCUAAAUUAGGAAGCCUUUUCCUCGGAGUGGCGAUCCACGAGACCCUUGCAGCCAUGGCUUUAGGGGUCAGUGUGGCUAAAGCAGGACUGCAUCUUUGGGAUGCCAGCAAGCUGGGCAUCACAGUCAGCCUCAUGAUCCCCAUCGGCAUUGGCCUCGGAAUGGGUAUCGAGAGCGCCCAGAACCUGGCAGGAAGUAUUAUUUCUGUGGUGCUCCAAGGCCUAGCAGCAGGCACAUUUAUUUUUAUUACUUUCUUUGAAAUUCUCUCGCGAGAGUUGGAGGACAAACACGAUCGGCUCCUGAAGGUGCUUUUCCUCGUCUUAGGGUAUGGUGUACUGGCAGGUCUAGUCUUUAUCAAGUGGUGAUAGAUCUCAGUGCUUCCCAGAGAGAAUGAUCUCGAGCGGGUUUUGCGUCUUGGAGUUUUUAACUCUCCUCACCACCAUAACCAAAGUUUCCUUAAUGUACUCUAAAAAGACUUUUCCUAACUUGUUACUUCCUAUUCCUACGUUUCUAUUCGUAUGAAGUCGUACACUGGAUAUACAGAAACAGUAGCAGAUUAGAUGCAGUACGCGUUUUCAUGAAAGUGAAGUGGUUUAUUACUGUGAACGCUGUCGGAAGGGUGCUACUGCAGAUUUUAAAUGUUAGGUGUUACUGAUGCCGGUUGAUAAAUAUUGGAGAUACAGUCUUCGUUUAAUCUGUUUUUAAUACUUGAUUAUAAGUUUCGCUUCGGACACAGGUAUCGCGUGUGUCUCCUAAGUGCUGAACACUAAAUAAGAUCUUACAGGCUACAGCAGGAAUUCCCAAACAUUUUGGAGCUAGGGACUCGUUUAAUUUCAACUAUUCAUACAUUAGGCUAAUUGUAUAAAAAAAAAUUAGGCUUCAUAUUUAAACGUGGGGUUUAAAUUUGGGGUAUUUAUUUGAGCUUUUUAUUCCUUAAAUUGCCACGAACAAAACACAUUAGGUCCAAGUUGAUAUUGUGUAUAGGCCUGCUUGUUUUUGAGUUACCCAUUCAAUUCAAGUCAAACAGGUUAAUAUACUGUGUAUAUACAGUAUACUAUAUGAUAAUACUAAUAAUAUAUAUUAUAUGAACCAAAUUUUAUAAUGGAGUUUGGGAUUUUCACCACUGUAACAAAUUUUUAAAUGGUGGAACCCCUGACUAUGCUUCAUGGCCCCCACUUUGAGACUCACUAGUCUAUAGGCCCAUUGCACAGGUGUAGGAAAACAGUGCCGCAGAAGUUACCUGGAAGUUUAAUUGAAGUAGGCACUCAUGCAGUUUCACAUUAUUUUAUAUUUUUGUACAUCUUUGUGGUUGUGGUCUUAUAUUUAUCACUCUGUUUCAGUUUAAGAUGUUAUAUAAAUCAGAGUGAAUUUUAGAGGUUAUUUCAUUUCUACUGCCAUUUUAAUUUCAUCUGAUAAAUGCAGUGUAGGACAAUAUUUGUCUAGCACAUUCAUAGAAAAAAAAAGGGUUCCUUCCUUAAGGGUUCUUUGGUUGAUAAGCUUUCUAAAGGGAAAUCUUCUUUUGUAGGGUUUUAUAUAGAACUAUUUAAAGUGCACCUAUUAUGCUUUUCAGAUAUUUCCUUUUAUGUAGUGUGUUAUAGAGCUGUUUGUGAAUGUAAAAAAGUCUACAAAGUUUCAAAAAUCAAAGCACACAAUGGAGUUAUUGACUCCUAAAAGAAAGAACCGAUUCUGAACAGCUGAAACGAGUCGUUAGCAAUUACAGACUUACUUCCUGUACUAAUCUAUGUAGGUUUGUAACAAAAACCCCGCCUCUGGUCUUCACUGGCUGCUUGUGAACAGACGGAGUUGAAACUCUGACAGCAGUAGACCAAUCACAGCAGACUGGGACAUCUGACCAAUCAGAGCAGAGUAUGCUUUCUUAAAGGAGGAGUUUAGAAUGAAUCUUUUAGAACGGAUCAUUUAACGAGUCAUUUUUGACACUGGGGAGGAAAAAAGGUAAUGCUGCAGUUUAAAUUAUGAGCACAUUAAAGUGUUUUUUGACCUUGGAUGCAUGUAAAUCUAUUGUAUGAGACCUUUAAAACAAAAUUAGGCACGUUUCAAAACCAUAAUAGGUGUGCUUUAAGGGUUCCUAUAGUGCGUUAGACUUAAUAACUGUCUCCAAAAUUUAUCACCUUAAAUAUGGCUUGUGAGGAACAGCUUAAAAUUUAACGUUACUCUACUCACUUUCUCCUCUCAGGCUAAUCUAAUCAGUCCAUACAGGAUUUAGAGGGGUUUUUUUUGUGAUUGUUGCGGCAAAAAAAUGCUUGAUUUUGCUGUGCCGUUGUCAUGACGUCACAUGUCACGUCUUGGCCCAAAUCUGCGGUAAUUUUGAAAAAUCGCAAGCUCCGAAUAUUGUGCAGUGUGCUUGAUUUUGCAUUCGUUUCUGCGAUCACAAAAUCGCGAAAUCCUUGAGGGACUGAUGAAUGAUUAUUCCCUUUGACUAUAACAAUAACCAAGGUAAAAUGACUUUGCUCAUUUUAUAGAAAAGAUAGCCAAGAUUGAAAUUCGAAGAUUUAAAGAGAUCUUUCCCUUUACCUCUUUAUCUAAAUUGUACUAAAUCACAUGGACGUUUCAUCCUCAUUCAUCUCAGCAAGCUAAAAUUAAACAGGUGAAACAUGACAGGCCUCAUUAAAUGAUGAAUUUGUUGUGUAUAUUUUACUACCGCAUCGGGUGGAAAAAUCAUGUCCCUUCCAUGAAACAUAACACGAGGCUGUAAUGUCAAUAGUUGAGGAGAUUUGACAUGUUCUCAGUCGCUUUUGUUUGUGCAUCUCUUCAGUGUGCUGCCAUGACGGACAUCUCCGCUUUACGCAUGCCAUAUUGUACGUUUACUGUUUUUAACGUGAAACGUCAGUGUUUUUUAGAUAUUGCUUGUUGAUUUCUUUGUCGUUGCCGCCAAGCCUCGCCUGUCUGCGAGAGAGAUGGUCACACUUCACGUGAACUCGAAACGGUUAGUCUUCUUGUUAUUUAAGCUAGAGUUCUGUAUGUUGCAAGUGAAAUCAGUCGAUUUGCUUUUUCUCUAAAACUCUUAACAGCGCUGUGUGGUGCAGUUGUAGCAGCGCUGCUGCAGCCUCCAGCGGAUUCGAUGAGUAGACUCCAAUCAUUUCUGUUGUUGGUUAAGAAAGUCCACUUUGAUAAUUGUUCAUAAUGUAAGUGAUUGUUAACAAAUCAUUGCAGCCCUAAUUAGAUAUGCUAGACGGACCCUUGGCUUAGGGAACCAAACCACCCCCCCCCCACCCCACCCCUAUCAGAAGUUUUACCUGGGUUUUCCCAGAACAGCAUUAAUAUACAUAUUGUAUAAUUCAUUUCAGCAGCAUAUUAACCUAAUACAUAUGCAGUGUUAUUGACAGUAUGGGAUUCCAUGUCACAGCAGGGAUAUGUUCAUGGUAACGUACAUUAACUUAAUGUGGCUCAACGUACAAAUGGAACAAAAGUCUUAGUAAUAGUUCAUCAGAAGGCUGGGAAUUAUAUGAAUGGUUUGCUUGAAGUAGCUGAAGCACAUGACUCUAAUGCUGGUGGUAGGUGUCAUUGUAAACGAAAUGUAUGUAUGUGAGUGUAAUCAAUGUAAAUUAUAAUGCUAAGAGGUCUGCCUUAAAAGACACUCAGUUGUUUUUCAUGUAUUUUCUACACCUCAUCUAUUGAUCAAUUUCCCGUUUGAAUUCAAGUAUUUUUUAUUUUUUUUUGUCUUAAUGCAUCACAUUGUCAGAGUGUAUCUCCUAAUAAAACAUGUUUGGUAAUGAUUUAGUGUGUGUUCAUGUAGUUCAAUUUUUUAUGGUUGUUUUAGUUUAAUAUUUAGUUUCCUGAAUUUUGUUUUGUUCCAUCUGUUCGGAGGUGAUCGUGAUUUGCAGUAUUUAAUAAAGAUGUACAGCAGCGACUUGAAUUGAAUGUAAUAUUAUGUAAGGAUCAAAACACAACAGGGCACCCUGUUAUAGGAAAAUAUAAGAAAAAGUACUUGGUGUAUCCAAGCUGCAUUCCUAGCAUAUCAUGUGAUUUACAGUCCCUUCUGAAAGUACUGGAACAGCAAGGCCAAUUCUGUUGUUUUUGCUAUACGUUGAAGACAUUUGGGUUUGAGAUCAAAAUAUGAAUGAGAUGAAAGAUCAGCAUUUAUGCUUUAAUUUCCUCAUAUUUAUAUCUAGAUGUCUUAAACAACUUAGAACAUGGCGCCUUUUUUGUUUGAACCCACCCAUUUUUUCCAAAUGAUCAAUAAUAUUGGAACAUUUGACCAGGUGUGCCCUGUUACAUUAACGUCUACUCUUGGUUUGAGCCCUAGGUUUCACCUGUAAAGACGGUAUUUGUUGUCAAAAGGAAUAAACCAACUUGAAGACUAGAGAGCUAUCUAUCAGACAAAAGAGGGAGAAUCUAUCAGAGCCAUUGCACAAGCAUUGGGCAUAGCCAGUCACAACAAUUUGGAAUGUCCUGAAAAAGAAAGAAACCACUGGUGUACUAACAACCUGACAUCAAACAGGUUGGGCCAAGAAAAACAACAGCAGUUGAUGACGAACAUUGUGAGAGCUGUGAAGAAAACCCCAAAAACAACAGUUUGUGACAUCAACAACAACCUCCACUGGGCAGCGGUGAAGGUAUCACAAUCCACCAUUGGAAGAAGACUUAACGUGCAGAAAAAUAGAGGCCAUACCAUAAGAUGCAAACUCAUCAGCAGUAAGAAUCUGAAAGCCAGAUUAGAAUUCGCAAAAAAAUACAGAAAUGAGCCACAAAAGUUCUGGCCAAAGUGUGGAGACAGAAAGGAUCUGCUCAUGAUCCAAAAUAUAUAAGCUCAUGUCAUGGCUUGGGCUCAUGGCUGUACAUGUCCAGUCAUGUCUGGACAUGUCUAGAAAACAUUUCUUUACUUGCAUUGUGGGCAUGAUUGAAAUUGAGGAUUGCAAACACAAAAUCGGCCAUUUUUUUUUUCAAAACUGUACGUGACAGGAACAUUUCAAAGUGAUUUUUGAGCUCAGCAAUCCAAAAUCCAUCAAAUACUUCCAAAACUUUCCAGGUAGCAAAAUAUUUGUUGUCUGGUGUAAUUAAUACUACCAAGCUAAAAUCUUGGAUGUCUCCUGGAUAAAGUCUGGUACAUGCCUUCCUUGUACCUUGAGGGAUUGUGGCUCAAGUUGAGCUGUGCUGGAGGAUCAGAGGGAUCGUGGUAGAUUACUGUGGGUCAUUUGGAAGUCAACAAUUAUUUCAUGCUUUGUGCACAUUAAGAGACAUUGUUGUUUCCACUCCAGCCUUACAAACCUGAUGUCUAGUAUAUCUUCGAGUAUGGUACAGCUUGUCAAUAAACACAGCCAAGAACAACCUACUUUCACAGAAAGAUGUGUUUUGACAGACAAGGCUGUUAAAAAACCACAGGCGGUUUACAACUACAGACCAGCCCAAUGUACAUGCAAAAUAUCUUCUUUUCUCACCACUGGUGACCUCUUGGUUGAUAAUGAUC
This is a messenger RNA of Ictalurus furcatus (blue catfish), 6692 nucleotides long. Its product is annotated as zinc transporter ZIP3-like. Lineage: Eukaryota; Metazoa; Chordata; Actinopteri; Siluriformes; Ictaluridae. The coding region runs from base 685 to 1632 and encodes 315 amino acids. Gene Ontology annotation, molecular function: zinc ion transmembrane transporter activity. Gene Ontology annotation, cellular component: plasma membrane. Gene Ontology annotation, biological process: zinc ion transmembrane transport. The record is from RefSeq and is a predicted model, not a curated record. The transcript is spliced from 3 exons.